GCCGAUCUCGUUAGUAAAACUAUUUACGUUUAUUUCCGAGGAAUGCCGAGACCGCAAAGGGAGACAUCAUUGUUCUUCCCCACAACGACCUAUGCAAACUACAUAAUACAUAUACCUACAUACACCCUCCAUGGAUUGAUCUCCAUGGGCGACCCCGAAAAGUCUUGUUGAGCUCACCUCAAUUCCUUUCAAUUGAGAGUGUAGCCAUGUUCCGUCUACCAAUAUCGCGGGCCUCAAGACCAUUAGUUGUCGGCCUUGCGAAGCCACAACAAGCUUGUAGAGCUUAUGCCUCGGCUCCUCGGUCUUCGUUUGAUUGGGAGGAUCCAUUAGGGAGCAAGAAUCUGCUCACCGAGGAGGAACUGGCCAUAUCAGAGACGGCAGAGCGGUAUUGUCAAGAACAAUUGCUACCGCGAGUGCUACAGGCACACCGCACUGAGCACUAUGACCCUGCUAUCCUGCGGGAAAUGGGCGAACUGGGCCUCCUCGGCGCGAAUCUACAUGGCUACGGCUGCGCCGGCGCUUCGACUGUGGCGUCCGGCCUAAUAACCCGAGCUGUAGAACGAAUAGACAGUGGGUACCGAUCCGGCAUGUCUGUGCAAUCGUCUUUGGUUAUGGGCGGUAUAUAUGAGUUUGGCACUGCGGAGCAAAAAGAGAAAUACCUACCUGAAAUGGCAAAGGGGAAGCUGCUGGGCGCGUUCGGCCUCACGGAGCCCAACCAUGGAAGCGAUCCAGGAUCCAUGCAAUCGAGCGCGCGGCCGCACCCAACCAAAAAGGGCUAUCUGCUCCUCCGUGGUUCUAAGACUUGGAUUACGAACUCGCCUAUUGCGGAUGUGCUCCUAGUGUGGGCAAAAUUACGAGACACGGGAAAGAUUAGGGGGUUCCUGAUAGAUAGGAAGGAUUGCCCCCCUCGUACGCUCGAGACGCCGAAAAUCAAGAAUAAGACAGGCCUUCGGGCUAGCAUUACGGGCAUGAUUCACAUGGAGGACUGCCCAGUUCCGGAAGCAAAUAUGUUUCCGGAUGUCGAAGGCUUAACUGGCCCAUUUACAUGUCUGAAUAGUGCCCGGUACGGCAUCUCCUUUGGAACCAUGGGUGCCCUAGAAGACUGCAUCUCCCGGGCACGGACAUAUGCCUUGGAACGUAAACAGUUCAAGGAAAAUCCCAUUGCCAAAUAUCAACUUGUGCAGAAGAAACUGGCGGAUGCCGCAACGGAUGCCGCGUAUGGCGUACUAGCGUCAAUACAGGUUGGUAGAUUGAAGGAUGAAGGGAAAGCCACGCCAGAGAUGAUUAGUAUGAUAAAAAGACAGAAUUGUGAUCGGGCACUUGUGAAUGCGAGGGCAUUGCAGGAAAUUUUCGGAGGCAAUGCCGUAAGCGACGAGUAUGCUAUUGGGAGGCACGUGGCCAACUUAUUUGUGACCCAGACGUAUGAAGGGCAGAGUGAUAUACAUAGUCUUAUCCUCGGAAGAGCCAUAACUGGCUUGCAAGCAUUUGUAUAAUGUUGGGUUAUCAUGUUACAUAGAAUGGGCAGGCUACCUUAAGCUAGGACGUCUGUCCAAGAAUGAUGUAUAUAAAAUUGUGUACGUAGUAGUAGAGUUGAUGGGAUAACUUGGAAUAAAGUCAUUCUGAUGGGUGACAAUAUGAUUUACUUAUUGAGCAUCCAAGCAUUUGUAUUGAUAGCGGUAGUGAUUCAUAUAAAUAGAAACAUGGCAUAGUUACCCUUUUC
Hypoxylon fragiforme is the source of this 1720-nucleotide messenger RNA. Its product is annotated as acyl-CoA dehydrogenase NM domain-like protein. NCBI's taxonomy places the organism in Eukaryota, Fungi, Ascomycota, Sordariomycetes, Xylariales, Hypoxylaceae. The coding region runs from base 207 to 1493 and encodes 428 amino acids. The record is from RefSeq and is a predicted model, not a curated record. Gene Ontology annotation, cellular component: mitochondrial inner membrane. The transcript has 3 exons. Gene Ontology annotation, biological process: fatty acid beta-oxidation using acyl-CoA dehydrogenase; fatty-acyl-CoA biosynthetic process. Gene Ontology annotation, molecular function: flavin adenine dinucleotide binding; fatty-acyl-CoA binding; glutaryl-CoA dehydrogenase activity.